CUUAGGGCUCCAAAGCACACAAACGCCACGGACCUUCCCCAACAACAUUCGAAAUUUCCGAUCCUAGUGAAGGCCAAAUCCGUAAUUCCACCAUUUUGUUCGUACUUUCGGGGGGAGAGAGAGAGAGCGAGUUUUGUAGUUUUUUGCAGAGCGAGAAAGUGUCUUUUUGAGAAAGACUCGUGGAGGGUCGCUCUGAACGAUGCGUGGAAGACAGGUGACAGGGAAGUGCCUGAGAUCGUGCUCUUCAAAAAUGGCGGAUCGUAACUUUUCGCAAUCUAUACAAAUUUUUCUUCUCUGAAACCAUUUUUUUGUUUUUUGCCAAUCUCUUUCUUUAUUGUGCUUCUUCAACAAUUCCUUUUCGGAGGAAUUUCGCUUUUCUCAGAGAUGGCUGAGGUGGCGAAAGUGCUGUAUAUAGUGGUGGUGGACGAUGAGGAUAAGAGAGAGACAGGGAAAGAAUCGUUUCGGUAUACACGCCCUGUUUUGCAGAGCACUCUUCAGCUUAUGGGCUGCAAAGCACGACAUGCCUUUAAGAUUAGCCAAAGGGUUUUUGAAAUGAUCAAAAGCAAAAGUUCAAUUGAUGCUUUGCUUCCUGAAAGGGUAGAGAAGUCACCUGUGGAUCCUUCAAUUCAGCAGCUAGAGAAGGAAGACACUUGUGUUAGAGGUGAUUUCUCUCGUAAGGCAGAAUUUGGCAAACAGUUGGAUUCAGGGAAGGAUGAUAAGAGUACCAGUGUACCAUUUGAAUUAUAUAAAAGGCGCACGACUGUAGUUAUUCGGAGAGAAACCUUCUUAGACAUUGUUUGUGAUGCUUUGGCUGAGUAUAAGUAUGUUGGUCCCAACCAAAGGGCUGACUUAGUACUGGCAUGCAGAAUUCGAGAAAGGAAGGAAUCUGUAACUGUACUGUUGUGUGGCACUAGUGGAUGUGGAAAAUCUACUUUGUCUGCAUUACUGGGUGGCAGGUUGGGUGUCACAACAGUGAUAUCAACUGACUCUAUUCGGCACAUGAUGAGAAGUUUUGUAGACGAGAAGCAAAACCCUCUCCUAUGGGCUUCAACCUAUCAUGCAGGGGAGUGCCUAGAUCCUGUGGCUGUUGCUGAAGCAAAGGCCAAAAGGAAAGCCAAAAAGUUGGCAGGCAUUGCACACUCACUUUCCAAAGAGGACGUUUCUGAGAGUGCAACCACUGGGAGAUCUGAUACCCGAAUAUCAGAGGUUGGUAAUGGAACUAGUGAAUUGAUUAGUCCUAAGCAGAUGGCAAUAGAAGGUUUCAAGGCCCAAAGUGAGAUGGUAAUUGACAGUCUUGAUCGGCUAAUCACUGCAUGGGAGGAGAGGAAAGAAUCUGUAAUCGUUGAGGGUGUGCACUUGAGCCUUAAUUUUGUGAUGGGGCUUAUGAAGAAACACCCUUCUAUCAUUCCAUUCAUGAUAUACAUCACAAAUGAGGACAAACACUUGGAACGAUUUGCAGUUCGUGCAAAGUAUAUGACUUUGGACCCAGCAAAAAACAAAUAUGUGAAGUACAUCCGAAACAUCAGAACAAUUCAAGAUUAUCUCUGCAAGCGGGCUGACAAGCAUCUUGUCCCCAAAAUAAAUAAUACCAAUGUUGAUAGGAGUGUGGCAGCCAUUCAUGCAACAGUCUUCAGCUGCCUUCGUAGGCGUGAGGCCGGGGAACAACUUUAUGAUCCCACUAGAAACACAGUUACUGUGGUAGAUGAGGAAUAUCGAAACCAAUCUGCUGCUAACUCUUUAAGUUCUAAGGGGAUGUUUCAACUGAUUCAGAGGAAAGGUUCAUCUAGGCAGCUUAUGGCUCUUGUAAAUACUGAUGGAUCUGUAGCAAAGGCUUGGCCUUUUGACUCAGUUGAUAGUAACGGGAAGCCUUUAUUGGAAAAUGGAACUGAGAAUGAAAUAGGGAUUCCCAUUUAUGGAUCAUCCCAGAUUGGUAAGGCAGAAACAGUUAAUCUUCAGUUUGGCCUCUAUGGGAUCAGUGCUUGGCCCAGUGGUGGUGGCACCAGUCGUGCUGGAAGUGUCGAUGAGUCAAGGGCCGAUGGGACUGAAACUGGUAGUAGGUAUUUUUCUUCUUGCUGCAGUUCACCAAGGAUGUCCGAUGGACCUUCCAAAGAGCUCAAGGAGGAAAAUUCAGUGCAUGGCAGUGAUGAAGAGGCUGAUGACCCGCCAGAGGCUGGCAGCGAUGAAGAUUUUAGUGAUGAUGGUGACAAACAUGUCCAUGAAGAGAUAGGCUCGGUUGACGAGGAGUCUACAAAAUCAGAUGAAGAAUAUGACGACCUGGCAAUGCAGGAUGUGCAAGAGAAUGGAUACUGGUCAGAUGAUGAUGAAGCCAAAGAUAAGAUUUUGCCUAUUUCCGAGGACCAAUUACCCCGUAAACUAGGGGAUAAGUACCACCGGAAUCUGAAUCACUUCCAUAGAACUAGAAGCGAGCCUUUGUCGGAGCCAUUAUGCUCUUACUCUUCUCUGCUUAUGGAGAAGAAUGAAACGAGAAUGAUGUCUCCUGCCAGUGUCAAAAUGAGAAAACGCUCCCUCAGCAUUCCAGCUUUGGGAAAGCAUGGAUCGGCAGUCAAUGGCCCAAUACUUUCCGGAGCUCCACAGGGCUAGGGCUAUGGCUAACAGUUUUGUUGUAGUUUUAGGUUUUUCGUCUUUUUCUUUAUAUUUAAAAUUUUUUUGUUAACUUUUUCAGUAAUUUAGUAUAGUUUUAGCCCAUGUAGUUUACGUCUCUCCCUCACGUUGUAUAGAAUGUGGUUUGCACGUUUUCAGUGUAUGGAAUGGCUUAUAAAAUGCAUUUCUUGUCUU
Molecule: messenger RNA, 2796 nt
Organism: Ziziphus jujuba (common jujube)
Lineage: Eukaryota; Viridiplantae; Streptophyta; Magnoliopsida; Rosales; Rhamnaceae
Product: P-loop NTPase domain-containing protein LPA1 homolog 1
Exons: 8
Coding region: 385-2601 (738 amino acids)
Source: RefSeq, a predicted model, not a curated record